CCUUUUAGCCCUGAAGAACGACGAGGCACUGAUGAUCCUGUGCUACGCAGUGGUGGAGGGACACUGUCUCUCGUCGGAGGUCACCCGGGCCUGGAAGGAGAUGGAAGAAAGAAUCCUUGGGUUCGGAGAGUCGGUGUGCGACAGCCUUGGCCGGCGUCACAUGGACCUGUGCCCUGACUGCGCUUUCUGCUCGCUGAAGCGGGAGCAGUGUCAGAACGUCAGAAACCUGAACCGUGUCCACUGCGAGACGGGCAGCUUCACCGCCUACAUCAACCCUCAGAUCUCAGCCCAGCACCAGGCUGCCGGCAACAAGACCAGCUGCCCGGGGAGCUCGGAGUACUACGGCUUGGAGGUUUUCAGGGGGCGGAGGUCGGACUACUGGUGCAGCCAGAUGGCUACUUAUGGCUGUGAGGACCCUCGUGUGAACCUCUGGCUGAAAGCAGAGUACACCGCCUUCCAGGAUGGGGAUGGCCCGAACCAGGUCUGCGACUCGAGUGGAGUUCAGCAUCCCAGCUAUUGCGCGUUCAAGAGCCACCAGUGUCUCCAGAAGAGCUUCUACAACCAGAGGGUGUCUCGCUGCGGCUGCCAUGGAAGCAAGAUGUACCGGGGGAUGAGCGAGAAGGAGGGAGAGGAGGAGGGGCAGCAGUGGCGAGAGAGACUCCUCGGCACCACCGAGGCUGGGGUAGCAAGUGCACUGUAG
Molecule: messenger RNA, 700 nt
Organism: Tauraco erythrolophus (red-crested turaco)
Lineage: Eukaryota; Metazoa; Chordata; Aves; Musophagiformes; Musophagidae
Source: RefSeq, a predicted model, not a curated record